Carassius auratus (goldfish) is the source of this 3964-nucleotide messenger RNA. RefSeq names its product complexin-1. The record is from RefSeq and is a predicted model, not a curated record. Bases 365 to 769 code for a protein of 134 amino acids. Gene Ontology annotation, cellular component: terminal bouton; SNARE complex. The transcript has 4 exons. Gene Ontology annotation, biological process: regulation of neurotransmitter secretion; neurotransmitter transport; synaptic vesicle exocytosis. Gene Ontology annotation, molecular function: syntaxin binding. Lineage: Eukaryota; Metazoa; Chordata; Actinopteri; Cypriniformes; Cyprinidae.
AAGACAGCCACAGUCGUUAAAACAGAUCGCUCAGAACAUGGGACGCUUCAUAUGGGAGCUCUCCAUGUGAUUCAGUGAGUGCCUUUAUUAGCGGCAGCUGCAGUUCCCCUCACAGACACUCACACUGCCUUUCUAAGCACGAGAAACAAGGACGUCCUUCUUUUGCCUGGAAACCAGAGAUGUUAGGAACGAGCAGUUAAAGCCUCGCUGUAUCAUCGCUGCACAACUUUCAUUUUCUCAGGAGUUAAUCAGCCUCUCGAGACAUUUGAAAUCGCCGUUCAGAUCUGGCAACAAGGGACUACUUGAAAAGCUUAACCUGAAUGUAAUAUUUCGUUGAAGAAGGCAGGAAUAAAAAGCCAUCAUCAUGAAUUUUGUUAUGAAGCAAGCGUUGGGAGGGGCGACCAAAGACAUGGGGAAAAUGCUGGGGGGCGAGGAGGAGAAGGACCCUGAUGCCGAGAGAAAGGAGGAAGAAAGACAGGAAGCCCUCAGGCAACAAGAGGAGGAGAGGAAAGCAAAGUAUGCAAAAAUGGAAGCGGAGAGGGAAUCGCUUCGACAGGGCAUCAGGGACAAGUACGGUAUAAAGAAGAAGGAAGAGAAGGAGGCAGAAGCACAGGCAGCCAUGGAGCAGGCAUCAGAAGGCAGUCUGACCCGCCCCAAGAAAGCCAUCCCCGCCGGCUGCGGUGACGAAGAAGAGGAGGAGGAAAGCAUCGUGGACACCGUCAUGAAGUUUCUCCCAGGCCCGCUUCAAGAUAUGUUCAAUAAAAAGUAACAGUGUUAUGACAAGUAGUGAUAAAACAUGAAUCAUUAAUGUCAUGAAAUCCACCUUCUCUUUCCCCGUUCCUUCUCUUGCAUUUGUUCUAAGAUCUCUGGACUCAAAACGUGUGCCAUAACAUCUGUCUUUAACUGCGAUACAUAUGUGACAUUUUCUGAUUAAAAGAAUGAGAAAAAUACAAUGUGUGCACUAGAAAUGUUACAUUGCAUAUAUCUGUCUCUGUUUAAAGACAAAUUUAAUGCCCCCUGAGUCCAGACCUUAGAGCAAGAAUAUUCCCCAUGCUUCAUUAAUUUUAUUUGUAAAUAGCAAAUAAGAAAAAUAACUAUAUGACUACAGAUGACUAUGAGUAAAAGCCAUAAAUUUAUCUUGGAGAGGUUUCUCCAGUCAUAUCAUAUUUUUGAUUGUUGCUCUGUUAUAGAUAUUACUGAGAAUCCCAUGUGGUAUACUUACAGAUAUAUAUAUACUGUAUACAGAUUCAUAUAUCAUUCAUACUUCAGACUAGUAUAGUUCCUACUGCCUUCAUGAAUUGUCACAUCAUAUCUGAUUAAUAUGACUGAAAACUGUAAUAUGAAAGAGAAUGUAGGAUAUCACACAAGAUCUGGUUGUUUUGCUGGAUGUUUUCCUUUAAGCAUGCACACAAUUUUUCUUUGUUUUGUUUUUUUGUACACUGUAUCCCAUUUCAUUUGGCAUUUUUAGAUAAAAUACACUGAAAUUUAAGGCAAUAACUGGUUUUGCAUUUUGUUGUCUGACAGACACCAGUGAUGGCAUGUUGCUCACAUCUCUGUAGAAGAUCUUCCUUUAGAGAACACAAAACCACACAGUACAUCCCUCAUUAUAUUGUCAAGCACAUCACACUCUAGUAAACUUUUUUUUUUUGAUAGAUUAAAACGAAAUCACAUGUGUUUGCUAGCCACCGUGAGUGAAACUUUAGCUCUUAGUGCUCAUAUUGAAUUGAUUUAUUUGUGCUUUUUACAGUAAUUAAGAAUGUGAGGGUUGACAUAGAUCACAUACAAACUACAAUUGGAUCAAUAGGGCUAUAUGCAUAUAAAUAAAUAUAUAAUCUCCUCAUCUUCACUGCUGUACAGUAGAAUCUAAAUCUCAGUGUCUACAUUUAUUUACAUUAGCUCUCACAAUGUGGUUGUGAGCACACAUGACAAAAAACAGACAGUGACAAUGGUGCAAUAUUUGUUUCUGAAUGAAGAUGUCCUGUGUCCGUUGGUUGUGUAGGGGACUCUGCUCCCAAAUCAAGCAAUAACAGACAAUCUUCAUGAUUAUGUAUUCAGCUUAUUUGAGAAUGUUUGUGUGCAAAUGCUGUGUCGUCUUCCUAGUAUCAGUCAAAUGAGCUUAGUGAAAGUAAACAGGAGAAGAAAGUUGCGUGAUUACUACUUUUUAGGAUCUUUAAAUGCAGCCUGGCUCUUAUUUAAAGAGAGACAAAAGGAUCUGACUUGUGUUUUUAUGCUUACUUGUUGCUAGUUUAUGUUUGACAUUAUUUCUUGUUGUUGUAACUGCAUUGAGAAGCGGGACUGAAAUCCUCAAUAAUGAGAAAAUCAGAUUUGAAAGAUGCGAAGUCAGAUUGUAUUAUCCAUUCUCUCUUUUUUUAAUAAGAAAAAAAAAGAUAAACUAGGCUGUGGUUUGAUAGAGUAUGCUGGUAUUCUCAGUAGAUUACGUCCACAAUUAUUGUACAUAACAAUGCGUUUAGGAAAACCUGUUAGUCGAAGAUCAUUGUGUAUGUCUAUACCGAGGCAAAUUUAAAAUUCAGAAAAAUAGUAGGAAUCAGGCUGACAUUUUGUUGUUUUGAACAUUCCAAAUAUUCCAGACAUUCCAGUCGAUCCACACUGGCUUGUGUGCAUAUAAAUAAUAAUGAAAAAAAAAAUGUAUUCAGUGUUUCUAGACAGCAUAUAAACCAUGGUUUUAAAAGUAGAACCCAGUUUAGUUCAUAGUGUCGAUUUAUAUGUCAUAUCGUUCGGUCCUGCCAUGUACUACAAGAAACUUAAUUUAAAACAAGAAACAAGAAAGUUAAUUAAAAUAUAUUAAUGUUUAUGAUAUGGAUGUGCUUGCAGAUUAGAAUGGUGUCCUUCAACAGCUAAACAAACUAGCCAGUUGCUAAGAUGCUACAUUUCAUAGUAGUGGUCAAUCAUCCUGAAUGUUGUCUAAUUUUACUGCCACUUGUAUUUAAGGCCUUUGCUCACUAGAAGUGACGACGUGAGCUGUAACACUUUCAGAAAGUGAGAUGAGAUUCAGCUUAAAACAUUAGCAUAACAUAAAGUCGCAAAUGAAAUAUGUGCAACCUUUCACGCAAAUGACUUAAAAUCUUGCGUUUCUGCCAUUCAGUGUGUACUUUACAAUCAACAGAGGCCGUUUUUGGGCACAAAUUUUGCAGUUCCAUGAUUUUUCUACAUGACUAUCAACUGUCUUUGAUUCUGCCGCUCUCAUAGCAUGAUCUGUGUGACGUGGUGAAUUUCCAACAGCUGCACUGAUAAAGUAAAUACUGCCCGAAACACAUCUCCCGUCCUAUCAUCACCUGUUUUAUUAAACCAAAGAGUGUUCCUGUUUGUGAGAACCAUUAUACUAUUAUUUCAAAUUUUUAAUGUUGUUCUUUUCCAUUAGUGUUUAAAGUAGUGUGAUAUGUGAUUACCAUCUCAGCUCUCUGGGAUUUGGGUUUUGUGAUUGUCCUUAACAGAUUCCUAAAACAAACAGAGAAAUGAUCACACAAUUAAAUUUUAAGUCUAAAAACAAUCAAUGACAAAAUGUUCACCCAUUCCCUAAAAUAUUUUCUAUCCAAUACUGCAUAAGAGUAAACGAGAAAAAUAUUGCGUAGUCAUCAUCAUGUUGUCUAAAUGUAAAUCAUACAUUCACUCAAAGUCAUUCCGUGUCUCUCAGAUGCUAAUGAAGAUACUGCCUAACACAGUAAUGUUAUGAAAUAUUCCAUUGUUGUUAUCUGAAUGUACUUGUCUACUGUUUUACUGCAUCGUCCUACACGGUUUCCUCUAUGUUAAAAACAAUGAAUUAUCUUGGUGUGUUUUUCUGUCUGUAAUCUGUUCUUGUUCCUGUCUCUUGGUGGUUGUAUUUUGGGAAAAUUAUGUUUCUUAUUUGGUGCAUUUUUUUAAGUCAUUGUAGAUUUUUCUCCCUCUCUCUUUGUUGAUGAAUUGUAUGCAUGCAUAUGAUGUCCACUCUAGGUGAGGUUGUAAAUGA